Messenger RNA from Cannabis sativa, 2211 nucleotides. RefSeq lists its product as uncharacterized. Lineage: Eukaryota; Viridiplantae; Streptophyta; Magnoliopsida; Rosales; Cannabaceae. The transcript is spliced from 7 exons. Gene Ontology annotation, biological process: DNA integration. Gene Ontology annotation, molecular function: nucleic acid binding. The coding region runs from base 1 to 2211 and encodes 736 amino acids. The record is from RefSeq and is a predicted model, not a curated record.
AUGGAUCGUCCUGCUCCUCUUACGGAUACUAGUACCUCCGAGCAAAGGAGGAUUUAUGAGAAGUGGGACCGUUCAAACCGCAUGAGUCUUAUGAUCAUUAAGCGCGGCAUACCUGAGGCUUUUAGGGGUGCGGUGUCCGAGGAGGUCACCGAUGCCACAGCUUUCCUUGCUGAAAUUGAGAAAAGCUUUGCAAAAAGCAAUAAGGCGGAAACAACUUCAGUACCAGGAAACACUUGGUGGUUAGAUUCCGGUGCUACCACUAACAUCAGUGUUUCUAUGCAGGGUUGCCUGAGUUACCGAAAGCCAAAUGAUGCUGAAAGAAGCAUUUAUCUGGGAAAUGGCAAGUCGGUAAAUGUGGAAGCAAUAGAGCAUUUUAGUUUAUCUAUUAAUUCAAAUACUGUUGGAACUGGUUCUCUUAUGGUUUAUGACAACUUAUAUUUGCUUGACACCGUUGCUUCUUAUAAUGAAACCUUGAAUGUUAAAUCAAAUGGUACUAAGCGUAAAAUGGAUAAUGAAAAAUCAAGUUCCUUAUGGCACAAACGGCUAGGUCACAUCUCUAGAAAUAGAGUUGAGCGACUUGUGUCUGAUGGAAUUUUAAAUUCAAUUGAUUUUUCAGACUUUGAUGUUUGCAUUCAAUGCAUCAAAGGCAAACACACCAAAACUAAGAAAUUGGAUGAUUACUCAAGAUAUGCGUACCUAUUUCUACUUCAUGAAAAGUCUCAAGUCUUGGAUGUGCUCAAAUCUUUUAAGGCUGAAGUUGAGAAUCAACUUAGCAAAAGAAUAAAGCAAGUCAGGUUUGACCGUGGUGGUGAGUACUAUGGCAGAUAUGACGGAUCAGGUGAACAACGUCCAGGACCUUUUGCCAAAUAUCUAGAGGAGUGUGGAAUUGUCCCACAGUACAUUAUGCCAGGAUCUCCUAGCAUGAAUGGUGUUGCUGAAAGACGAAACCGUAUUCUUAAAGAUAUGGUAAAGAGUAUGAUCAGUCAUUCAACCUUACCAGAAUCACUCUGGGGAGAGGCACUUAAGACAGCAGCCUACAUUUUGAAUAGGGUACCAACUAAAGCAGCUGAAAAAACACCUUAUGAGCUUUGGACAGGGCGAAAUCCUAGUCUUAAGCACUUUCAUGUUUGGGGAUGUCCAGCUGAGGCUAGGCCUUAUAGGCCAAAUGAAAAGAAGCUAGAACCCAAAACUGUGAGCAGCUACUUUAUUGGAUAUUCUGAACGAUCUAGGGGUUUCAAGUUUUAUGAUCCCAAAGUAAAGAAUAUAUUUGAAACGGGAACUGCAAAGUUUUUUGAGGAUAUUGAGUUUGGGGGGAGAAAUACGGUUAAAGACUUUGUUUUUGAGGAGGAUUUAGAAUCAACCACUUCUCUUGAAGAUGAGUUGAUUCCUAUUCCAAUAGUUGCUUUUGACAAUAUUCAGGAUUCCAUUCCUAAUAUUGAUCAAGUUUUAAAUCAAGAGCAACCAAACAUAGUCAAUCAAACCCCAGAGGUACAAACUCAACAACCUCAAGAACAAGUGCCUUUGCGACGAUCCACUAGAGAAAGAAGAAAUGCUAUUAAUCCAGAUGAAUACAUAAUGUAUCUUCAAGAACAUGAGGAUGAACUCCCAGCCCCCCUUGUGUUGUGCGACUUCGACCAACCCCGGCGACCACCCCUGACCCCCAGACAGGUUGUUGACGAUGCAAGCGAUCGCCUCGGUGCUGAUCACCAUUUCUCGCUCUUUAAGACCAAAUUUGGAAAGUCUUACGCUUCUCAGGAGGAGCACGAUUACAGGUUCGAGGUUUUCAAGGCUAACCUACGCCGUGCUAGGCGUCACCAGAGGCUUGACCCUUCGGCUAACCAUGGCGUGACUCGUUUCUCUGACCUUACUCCGGCUGAGUUUCGUCGUACCUUUCUUGGACUCUGGAGCCGCCUUAGACCUCCCCUGGGUCGGGGGUGGUCGCCGGGGUUGGACGAAUCUCGCCGGCAUCGUCAACAACCUGUUUGGGUGUCAGGGGUGGUCGCUGGGGACGUUGAGACCCCCUGUCGGGUUGGUGAUAACAUCUCCUCAUCUCAGCUGGUGCAUGAGGUGUAUAAGGAUGCUUGGUCUCAAGUCUGGUCGCCGUUUGGUACCCUUGUGGAGGUGGGUUUUGUGUCCCCUCCACAGGAUUUAUGUGAGGCUUUGCUUGGAACUGUAGAAGGUUGGGGCAUACCUCUACAGUUCGGGACUUGA